Merops nubicus (carmine bee-eater) is the source of this 549-nucleotide messenger RNA. Its product is annotated as zinc finger protein DZIP1-like. The transcript is spliced from 4 exons. Gene Ontology annotation, biological process: cilium assembly. Gene Ontology annotation, cellular component: cytoplasm; ciliary basal body. The annotation marks the transcript as partial. The record is from RefSeq and is a predicted model, not a curated record. Lineage: Eukaryota; Metazoa; Chordata; Aves; Coraciiformes; Meropidae.
GACCAGCUGGACAAGGAGGUGGCACACCGCUUGCAGGAGAUCAAGGCGCUCAAGGAGGAGUGCCGGCGGAGGAAGAAGAUGAUCGCCACCCAGCAGAUGAUGCUGGAGGCCCGAGCCAGCUACCACCAGUGUCAGCUUUGUGAAAAGGCUUUUAUGAACGAUUCCUUUCUACAAAGUCACAUGCGAAGGCGUCAUCCGGAAGAAUCUCAGAUAGAGCAGAAGAGGAAAGCAAAGGCAGACAAAUUGCAGGAGGAGGUUGAUAAGCUGAAGGAGCAGUUGCAGCUCACGAGGUCCCAGUUAGAGGCUGAACAACAGGCUAAUGUGGUCAGGUUUUCUAAGGAAUGUGAACAGCAAAAAUCAAAAGAAGAAGAAAUUCUACGAUCAUUUCAUAAAUGGAAAGAGGAGGAAGAAUAUAAGUUGGCUGAUGAAAUAGAAAAAGUCAAAGAUAUGUUUAUGAAAGAGCUUAAGGAGUUAUAUUCAAGAAAUGCAACAUUAGAAAAUGUAAGUGAUUUAAAUUUUCCAGCAUUUGAAGGCAUGAAUCUCCUAACA